Pomacea canaliculata is the source of this 661-nucleotide messenger RNA. RefSeq lists its product as uncharacterized. The coding region runs from base 122 to 661 and encodes 179 amino acids. The record is from RefSeq and is a predicted model, not a curated record. The transcript is spliced from 3 exons. NCBI's taxonomy places the organism in Eukaryota, Metazoa, Mollusca, Gastropoda, Architaenioglossa, Ampullariidae.
UACAUCUUCCCCAACUGUAACUGAGUCCUUAUUCCAAGGAAAUAGGAAGGUGUGAAACCAUGUAUUAACUCAGUAACAGGAUUUUGUAUAAACAUCUCCUUGUCGCCUCACCAGUGUCAUCAUGAAGAUCGGGAUGAAGAGGUUGGUGUACUUGCUGCUCCAUCUGAUUCACUGGAUUAGUUGUUCUCAGGAUGUUUGUGCCAGACUGAAGUUUGAGAAUGCCACACGUGACGUUCUUCAGGUGUUUGACAACGACCUCAUCAAUAUUACAUUUUACCUGGACACGACAAACUGCUCUGGGAAUCAUUCGUACAUCGUUACUGUGGCUAGUGGUGUGAAGAACGAUUUAAAAACGAUGGACAUUUGCAAAGUAAUAUUUCAGAAUGGAACCUAUAUGAUUUCUGAUAACAGUUAUUCUUGUCACUUGUGUAGUUCCAAAGAUAAAAUCAAGUUCUGUGGACAAGCAGGACUCCAGCUUACAAAACUUAUCUUCUCGGUUACAGCUGACAAUGUCAAGCAUGUUGAUACUGUUAUACAAGUCAACGUAACUGCAAGAAACGCAUCACUCCAUAAUGGUGAGAAAAUUUAUUUCUAUUGGUCUUUGUCCACAAAUGUUACCCCAAACACACUUUGUAUUAUGGUGGACUCUAGUGAUAUCUAA